Molecule: messenger RNA, 1598 nt
Organism: Anguilla anguilla (European eel)
Lineage: Eukaryota; Metazoa; Chordata; Actinopteri; Anguilliformes; Anguillidae
Gene: rab33ba
Product: RAB33B, member RAS oncogene family a
Exons: 2
Coding region: 342-983 (213 amino acids)
Biological process (GO): Rab protein signal transduction
Cellular component (GO): Golgi apparatus; endosome
Molecular function (GO): GTP binding; GTPase activity
Source: RefSeq, a predicted model, not a curated record
UGACGGACGCAAAAGCUGCAUGCGCAGUCUUCAGUUCAUGGGCUUCUCCUUAGAGAUAGAUCCAGAGGAAUUAGCCUGCUGGCUGGCUAACGUUAGUCUACGUUACAGCCCACAGAGUCUGGGGCUAGAACGUAGCUAGCUUGCUUACCAGCUGUGUUAGCUCGCUAAAACACAACUGGCAAAGCUAUUGAGUCGGCACAGCUGUUGUAAGUCGAAUAAAGUUAUAGAAUAUUGUACAUUCGCGGUUGGAUGGCCGGACAUUUCGAUCAAGUUCAUCUGGGCUGUUUUUAUUUGACUUUUAGCUACUGAGUUAGCCUUCCAAAUCUUCCACAUUGGCAGAAAUGGAGUCAUCUCUUGAAUUGACCACUUCUUUGACUGGGACGUACCCACCAUUGCGGACUCGGAUCUUCAAAAUUAUAGUUAUAGGAGACUCCGGUGUGGGUAAGACGUGCCUGACCUACAGAUUCUGUGCAGGAAAGUUUCCGGACAAAACGGAGGCCACGAUCGGGGUUGACUUUCGGGAGAAAGUUAUCGAGAUUGACGGCGAGAAAAUCAAGGUGCAGCUAUGGGACACGGCUGGCCAGGAGCGCUUCCGUAAGAGCAUGGUGCAGCACUACUACCGCAACGUGCACGCGGUGGUCUUCGUCUACGACGUCACCAACGCCACCAGCUUCCGCAGCCUGCCGGCCUGGAUCGAGGAGUGCCGGCAGCACUCGCUGGGCCAGGAGGUGCCCCGCAUCCUGGUGGGCAACAAGUGCGACCUGCGGCACGGGCUGCAGGUGGGCACCGAGGUGGCGCAGAAGUUCGCCGACUCGCACAGCAUGCCGCUCUUCGAGACGUCCGCCAAGAACCCCGACGACAACGACCACGUGGAGGCCAUCUUCAUGACCGUGGCGCACAAGCUGAAGAGCCAGAAGCCGCUGAUGCUGAGCCAGGUCCCCGGGGACGGGGGGGGUCCUGCCCCUGAGGAAGAGCGAGGAUGAGGACGAGAAGAGCUGGUCCUGCGGCUGCUGAGGGCAUCAGGGGACCGCCCCCCCCACACAACCCACCCCCCCCCCAACUUCCUUUCAAUACUCCUUUUUGUUUAAAACUCCUCUUGUUUUCCUGUCAGAAAAAGGUGACUGUGGUGAGGUGAGAGAUCUUGCACAUUCCCCGGGGGGGGGGGGCUGUUUUUAUGCCCACAGUACUGGGGGGUUAAAGGAGCUCAGUCGGGCCUGUAGCUCUGGGGACGUCUGAGUGCGCAAAAGAUGGAAAAACGGUUUCAGAGCUUCAGUGUUCUUUAUGUAAGGGUCUCCGUGGCGAUGGUUUCCUAGCAGCGGGCCACUGUAUCCGGGCUGGAGGCAGCACUGGCCCAACCCGCUCAGUCACCGUGCUUUCGAGGGGGCGGUCCCAGCACCUUCUCCCUCUUCAGGUUUCUGUUUCUGAGUGCAUCCCCUCGCUCGUCAGCCGGGGAACGUCGAAACCAGCGAGACGACCGGGGCAUAGGAAGGGCCAGGCUGAUGACCUCGCUGCGUCUGUCUUCGUAAUGUCUUCUGUGGUUGGUCUUUGUCUUGCAUUUCAAGUGAGGUUUGACAGGGAGUUGCGGGUGGGGGGGGGGG